Molecule: messenger RNA, 2184 nt
Organism: Knipowitschia caucasica
Lineage: Eukaryota; Metazoa; Chordata; Actinopteri; Gobiiformes; Gobiidae
Source: the annotation of a GenBank genome assembly
AUGCGAAACAGGCCCCGUCGAAACAGGCCCCAACGGUCCGUCGACGACGGACCCAACCAAGUUGCGCGCGACCCCGACCAUACAACGGGACCGCACCCAACCACAGCCGACCCACAGCACAACAUCAGACGCAUCGACCACUUCGACCCCAGGCUCAACCCACCUACGAGCCAGGCGAUGUACCACAUGACAGACCACUCGCGGAACCCUAGGGACCUCCCCGUCUAUGAGAGGCAACCCCCUUCCAGACCCGCCGCGGCACAUCGAGACAUAAAAUACGAGACGCACGGCUACCAAACCCAUAGACCCGGACUGACCGCGGACCACGGCGAACAACGGCCGGCGACCCGCCAAUGGGACGGUCAACAGUACCACCCGGACUAUAGAGGACGCGACGCCCACUACACGCCCCCUAUCGGUCGAGACUCGCUCGGACCGUCCGACCGCGACUUUGACCGCAUAGCCAGACACAUAAACCGCUUUGACCCACGGCCCGGCAUGCCUGCGAACACCCGGUCAUACCUCCGCGACGUUGACUUCCACACUGACCGCAUACCGUCCGCAUCUCAAGGUGACAAAAUAUUCUUGAUUAGACUCACGUCCAAUAGAGAAGUGAAUGACUUCAUCGAAAGGCAACCAAAGGCCAUACAAUAUGACUACAAUGAGCUCUGCAAAGCCAUCCUGGCAGAAUACUCAGACUACGGUGCCUCCGGGACCCUCACGGCGGCUAUGGCAGUCAAACAAACUCACAACGAGCUUGCGGACUGCUACUACCACAGGUUGAGACAAGCCUACUUCGGCAACCAAAACUACGAAGGGAUGGAGGAAGAUAAAAACUUCAAGGCCCUAUACAUCCAAAACCUCCACCCCAACCUUAGCCAACUACUAGGCGUGUACGCCUGCCCCCUUACACAGGACAUUCGACAGCUGAAGACUGUAGUGGCAAGGGCACAGAGCAAACACUUACUCAAACCCCAAGUGAAGCCACAAAACCAGGCUACAGUGUACAGCGUGGACAAACACAUGGAACUUGAAGGCGCGCCAACCACCCAAAAACAAAAAUGGGGGACAGAUCGGAGGCCCCAAAGCAAUAACCAGCGACGCACAGACCCGAAGAACAGACAAUGGCACGACCAAAAGUCCACGCCAUUCGACGAGAACCGCACCGCCCAGCCGGACGGGAAAGACCGCGCACCGCAGCCAACUCCCCAAGAUCGCCCCGCUACAACCAUAAAUAAAGCAACCUUUCCAGGGAAGAACAAUCCCUCCUCCGCGCACUCCUGCGCAAAGCCAGGGAAAAAAGGCCAGACACUGCUGACCGUGCAACAGUCGGAGGACACCUACUUCGACCCACACGUCCUUCGGGACCUCCAGGACGAGGUAAGCGAAGAACCCAGAGACUCACACGCACAGAAUGUAAACGCCCACUACGACCAGAGGGACGUCAUGGUGAUACAGGUAAACUCCAUCACAGACUCACGAAGGGAUUGCCCCUCGACGAUCAACUGCGACCCACCGUUCCACCAGUUCAUUGGAGAUCUACAACAAAAAGGUACCUACGGGAAACUCUACUUGCCCGUGACGCUUGAGGACCAAUGGGAACACGAAGCGCUCGUGGACACAGCUGCCGAUAUCAGCCUGAUUGGCGACGAUCUCUUUGGUAAGUUACAGUCCCUGGCCAGAGAAGCCCACAAAGACCUAAAAACACAGCCGUGCGACUUGGAAAUACGACCCUAUUCCCAGGUAAACACGACCAUACGUAAAAUGGCGCUGAUGCGACUGACCGUGGGCCCCAUGACACUAGUCCACCCGGUCUACAUCUCCCCAUUCAACGCGCAUCCACUCCUACUGGGCCAGGACCUCCUAAAUCGGUUAAAACCCAUAAUAGACUUCCAACGUCUAAAGAUCUGGGCACAAGUCCGGGAGCCCUUACCCAUCCCACGCCCGCUGGGUGAGAACCACUGCUACUUCAUAGAAGCGCCGCCUGCAGACGACCUACAGCCCGCCGCGGCACAAACCAAAACCGGUCAAGGAACGCCCACAAUCUGCGCGAUCGGUCGGGCAAACGCCGCUAAAAUGGACCCGACACAAGACGCCGCGCCCACGCGCACAACCCCCGACUUCGACAGGAUGUCCAGGGAGGCGCACAAGGAUGACGUCAUGGACGCGCCUCCUUUUGGAUAA